Adineta ricciae is the source of this 768-nucleotide messenger RNA. NCBI's taxonomy places the organism in Eukaryota, Metazoa, Rotifera, Eurotatoria, Adinetida, Adinetidae. The record is from the annotation of a GenBank genome assembly.
AUGGCUCGUCGAUAUGAUACACGUGCAACAAUCUUUUCUCCUGAAGGUCGUUUGUAUCAAGUUGAAUAUGCUUUAGAAGCUAUUUCACAUGCUGGUGCUUCGUUAGGUAUUCUUGCUGAAAACGGGGUUGUACUUGCCGGUGAAAAACGUAACAUUCACGAUGAUCUUUGUUGCUCAGUUUCUGGUAUAACCAGUGAUGCAAAUGUCCUAAUCAAUGAAUUACGUAUGAUCGGACAACGAUAUUUAUUAACAUAUCAAGAACCAGCGCCGAUUGAAUAUAUUGUCUCACGUUUAUGUAACAUUAAACAAGCCUAUACACAGUUCGGUGGCAAACGUCCAUUCGGUGUUUCAUUUCUUUACAUGGGCUGGGAUAAACAUUAUGGUUAUCAACUGUAUCAAUCCGAUCCAAGUGGAAACUACGGUGGAUGGAAAGCGACAUGUGUUGGUCAUAAUUCUCAAACGGCGAUAUCCAUUCUUAAACAGGAGUACAAAAUUGGCGAGACGCAAUUGAACGAUGCCUUGCGUUUAGCUAUCCGAGUAUUUAGUAAAACACUCGACACAACCAAGUUAACACCAGAGAAAAUCGAAAUUGCUGUUUUACAGCACGAUGAUAAAACUAAUGAAACAACAAUUCGCAUGUUAAAAGACGAUGAAUUAAUCACGUUGAUUAAACAGUAUGAAGAUGAACAGAGUAAAUUAGAAGCUGAUAGACAAAAACAACAGCAAACAACAACAAGUUCGUCAACUGUCGAAAAAGAGAAGAAAUAA